Arabidopsis lyrata subsp. lyrata is the source of this 999-nucleotide messenger RNA. RefSeq names its product glutathione S-transferase Z1. Gene Ontology annotation, cellular component: cytoplasm. Gene Ontology annotation, molecular function: glutathione transferase activity; maleylacetoacetate isomerase activity. The record is from RefSeq and is a predicted model, not a curated record. The transcript has 10 exons. NCBI's taxonomy places the organism in Eukaryota, Viridiplantae, Streptophyta, Magnoliopsida, Brassicales, Brassicaceae. Gene Ontology annotation, biological process: L-phenylalanine catabolic process; glutathione metabolic process. The coding region runs from base 139 to 822 and encodes 227 amino acids.
AAGACAAAAGAAAAAAAAAAAUGGUCGUCGUCUCCGAAUUCGCCACUUCUUCUCUACACAGAACAAAGUAAUCACAAAAACACAUAAAACAAUCGCUAGAAUCUACGACUGCGAAGAACAACAAUUCCUUGUUUAUCUAUGGCGAAUUCCGGCGCUGAGAAGUUGAAGCUUUACUCUUACUGGAGAAGCUCGUGUGCUCAUCGUGUCCGUAUCGCCCUCGCUUUAAAAGGGCUUGAGUAUGAGUAUAUACCAGUGAAUUUGAUCAAGGGUGAUCAAUUCGAUCCAGUUUAUCGUUUUGAUCUUCAAGAUUUCAAGAAGAUCAAUCCAAUGGGUACUGUACCAGCGCUUGUUGAUGGCGAUGUCGUGAUUAAUGAUUCUUUUGCCAUCAUAAUGUAUCUGGAUGAGAAGUAUCCUGAGCCACCUCUGUUACCCCGUGACAUCCAUAAACGGGCUGUGAAUUACCAGGCGAUGAGUAUUGUCCUGUCUGGCAUACAACCUCAUCAAAAUCUGGCUGUUAUUAGGUAUAUUGAGGAAAAGAUAAAUGCGGAGGAGAAGACUGCUUGGGUUAAUAAUGCUAUCACAAAAGGAUUUACAGCUCUCGAGAAACUGUUGGUGAAUUGCGCUGGGAAACAUGCGACUGGUGAUGAAAUUUACCUGGCUGAUCUCUUUCUAGCACCACAGAUCCACGGAGCAAUCAACAGAUUCCAGAUUAACAUGGAACCGUACCCAACUCUUGCAAAAUGCUAUGAAUCAUACAACGAACUGCCUGUGUUUCAAAAUGCACUCCCGGAAAAGCAGCCAGAUGCUCCUUCCACCAUCUGAUUCUGUGAACCCGUAAGCUACUCUCAGCUUAAUUAAACCUCAGACAACAACAACAAUAAUAAUACCUUGUACUCAUACAUGUAUCAUAUAAUAAACCAGUUUACUUCUUAGUUCUUCUACUUGUAUCAUACAAUAAAGGUCACAGAGUUUGAAAUUUGCAAAGAUAUCUUAUACAUU